UCUUCCUUUACAUACAACUCUUCUCUCCUCCUUCAUUUUCACUUUUCAAUCUGUGCAAUUGUUUCUCAGUCUAGUCCUUAUCUCUCAAACACUCCUUCUCCAUUAUUCACACACGCAAUAUAGUUAGAAAUUAAACCUCAUUUCUCCAAAAAAGUAGAAUAUAAUGUCGUCGACACAUCCCCAUCCCCGCCUGCUUCGGCCUCUUAUGCCUCGCCCAUUCAACCACACUUUCUGCUCCCUUCACAACCCUAAACUCAUCAACUCAUCCUCAUCACCAUGGAGUGAUUAUAAUAGAGGGGCGGCGGUGGUGAGCUCGAGAUGGAAUCCGACGCCGGAGCAAGUGCAGGCGCUUGAAGAGAUGUAUCGGCGUGGAACACGAACGCCAUCUGCUGAACAAAUCCAGCAGAUUGCUGCCAAGCUCCGAAGGUUUGGAAAAAUCGAAGGCAAAAAUGUGUUUUAUUGGUUUCAAAAUCACAAAGCUAGAGACAGACAGAAGAAACGUCGACAGCUAGAGCUCUUGGCUGCCAAAGACAAUCACACUAAACAAUCAGAAUUAAGCAGGAAAUACUCGGAAAUGGAGCAUCCUAAGAAAGUGGGUAGAAUGUCAAAUUGCAGCACAGCUUCAAAGUACUACGGAGGAGAGGUGGAAGAAUGUAAAAGAGAGAGUUGGGCAGAAUUGAAAUUGCAGCAACAGAGUGAAACAGCAAAUAGCAGAGACAGAGUAGCAUUGGACUUGUCAUCUUCAAGCAUCUCUCCCAACACAAAAAUUAUCCAUCAGAAAAUUCCAAGCCAAGAAGAAAAUGGCUACCCACUCAACAUCUGCAACCUGGAUGAUUUCGAAGAAAAUCCAACUCUCGAGCUCUUUCCAGUGAGUGCCAAUGGUUUGAGUUCCACUAAGAAAGAGAUGGACCAUGUUUAUGUUUCAACUAAAUUAGUUCCUAAUCAGUUUUUUGAGUUUCUUCCGACAAAAAACUGAGGCAGUGAGAAAACAUGUUUAUGUGUAACUUUGGUUUUUGCAGUAAUAUUUCAAGUUGAAAACUCA
This is a messenger RNA of Salvia miltiorrhiza (redroot sage), 1042 nucleotides long. RefSeq names its product WUSCHEL-related homeobox 6-like. The transcript is spliced from 4 exons. NCBI's taxonomy places the organism in Eukaryota, Viridiplantae, Streptophyta, Magnoliopsida, Lamiales, Lamiaceae. Bases 164 to 976 code for a protein of 270 amino acids. Gene Ontology annotation, molecular function: DNA-binding transcription factor activity; DNA binding. Gene Ontology annotation, biological process: plant organ development. The record is from RefSeq and is a predicted model, not a curated record.